UCUUCACUUUGAGUUCGUUGUUCGUUUGUUUCGUGUCGUCGGUUGGAAUUAUCCUGUCGCAAGGUCCUAAUCGGAAAUCAAGUGAGCGACGGCCCCUGUGUAGUUGAUCCUUUCUUUGACUCUGAGUACUGUUGUACUGUGUUGUGUUGCAAAACUUGAGUGACUUUGAAUAGAUAAACAUUCAGAAAAGAUAAACUUUGAAUUGGAUUCGUGAAGUGUCGUGUGAAAGAUAACAUUUCAAGAUGCAAGGAUUUCGCAAUUACGGAAUUGAUGGACACAUGCAAGGACGAGAUCAGCAGCAAAUCGUUGUGGAUUUACUUCCUUCGCAAUACACGAAGCCUGCAACGCCACCACUAUCGCCUCAAGAAUGUUCGAGCCCGCAAUCUGGCGAUGUGAAAGGGAAUGGUCAGAUCCCUGCCGAUCCAGCGGUCCGGCGAUACAGAACUGCCUUCACACGGGACCAGUUAUCCCGCCUAGAGAAGGAAUUCUACAAAGAAAACUAUGUUUCGCGGCCAAGGAGAUGUGAACUGGCAGCACAGCUCAACUUACCAGAGUCCACAAUCAAGGUUUGGUUCCAAAACCGUCGCAUGAAGGACAAACGGCAAAGGAUUGCUGUAGCGUGGCCCUACGCUGCCGUUUAUUCAGACCCUGCAUUUGCAGCAUCGAUCCUUCAGGCAGCCGCCAAUAGUGUGGGAAUGCCAUAUGGCUACCCUCCUAACCCAAUGAUGCCUCCGGUCAUGCCAACCCAGAUCCCAGCCGCAACUCAACAAUUCGGCUAUGGAUAUCGAUAUUCACCGUACCAUCUACCCCAGCGCACGGCUCCAAUGCCAAUUCCAGCUUCGGCGGCGGCAGCUGCUGCGGCCGCGGCCGCGGCUUCUUACCCUUCCAUGCUAGCAGGUAGCAUUCCUCAUGGGUACCAGCCACUUACAGUUGCGAAGCCGCACACCCCACCACAUGACCAUCAGUCGUCCUCGUCGCCUCAUUCAACACUCUCGCUGAGUCCUGUCGGCUCCGAUCCCGGUUCGAAACUCUUCAGCGACAGUGGGAGUAGUCCUGUUCGAUCAUCAUCACUUCAGCUGUCAGGACACCAUCCCGGUUUAUUGAUGCCUGCGCCAACACAAUCAAUCCCGCAGACCACCCUUCUCCCGUCAUCGCAUGAGAAACCGAAGCUUUUCAAACCAUACAAAUGCGAAAGUUGAAGGGAUUAAUCCCUCCCCCAUUUGUGGAGCGGCCGCUUGUGACCUCCAAAGCGGUCUCGGCAGUUAGGAGACGGAGGUGCUGUGAUGUUACCAAAAUUUAGUUUUAGAAUUUUUUCUAAUUUAUUUUUGAUUAAUUUUUGUAUUAUAAAUACCGCCUAUAGUUGGAUUACCGCAUUGAAGACCUGAAAAUCGCAAAUUGUUGUAAUUAAUAGUUUUAAGGUGCAAUCGUGGAAGCAAGCCGGGUUCGUUUGUAUCAAACGCACCCCGGGCAUUGCGACUUCAGUUGGAAAUAAAAACCGGAGGCACUGGUGUCUCCCUGGAUCACUAUAAAA
Molecule: messenger RNA, 1531 nt
Organism: Hermetia illucens (black soldier fly)
Lineage: Eukaryota; Metazoa; Arthropoda; Insecta; Diptera; Stratiomyidae
Gene: eve
Product: segmentation protein even-skipped
Exons: 3
Coding region: 243-1199 (318 amino acids)
Biological process (GO): regulation of transcription by RNA polymerase II
Cellular component (GO): nucleus
Molecular function (GO): RNA polymerase II cis-regulatory region sequence-specific DNA binding; DNA-binding transcription factor activity, RNA polymerase II-specific
Source: RefSeq, a predicted model, not a curated record